GGAGUAAUCAUAAAAAAGGAGAGUAAUUGAAAAGUGUUGCAAUUUGUAUUGAGGGUUUGCAGAAAUAUGAAGGACUGAAGAAAGUCUUUGGGUUGUGGUUAAAAAUGAAAGGUGGAUGACGGCAGUGCGGGUGCGUUUGAGAAAGACCCAUUGGAUUCUAUAUUAUCAUUCCUCUGCAAAGAAAAAUUUUCCCAGCAAACGUGCUACACAUUCCUCUACAAAUUUAAUUUUACUGCAAAUUUGUCCUGAUAAUCUUCAUAGCACAGAAGGAACCCAACCCCCUUUUACCAACACCGACGAACGGCCACAUAAAACAUCCCGUGCCCAGAUAGCCAAGCCCGAUGGCGGCCAACGAUAGGAAGAAAAUGAGAACGAAUGAGAAAUAAAACAGAGAAAGAGAAAAGAAGAGAGAGUACAAUUGCACAAAGCUAGAUCCAUAUUUGGGUUCUCAAAUUUCUUCCUUUUUCCCCGUAUCGGCCCUCUCUCAAAAAAACCCACAAAAUGAAUGAAAAUACUUUUAGAUCUGGGUUCCUUGCUGAACCUAGCGUGAUUUUGCAGCCAGAUCUAGCGCAAGAGGAGAAUAGAGAAAGCCUGGUUCUGGUUCUGGUUCUGGUCUUAGUAGAGAAGAAGAGGAGAGUAGGAGUUCUAGUUUACGGAAAGGAGAGGAAAAAAUAAGUUCAAACCUAAAAUAUGGGGGAUUCUGUUUGGAAAAGAAAACAAAACAAAAUUGCAGGGAUUCU
Molecule: messenger RNA, 740 nt
Organism: Rubroshorea leprosula
Lineage: Eukaryota; Viridiplantae; Streptophyta; Magnoliopsida; Malvales; Dipterocarpaceae
Source: the annotation of a GenBank genome assembly